AUGAGUCGGCUACUCGACACUUCUGCGCCGCACGAGGCAGUGUCGGCCUUGACACGCGAUUCGGACACGAUCUCGGUGCGGUCGCGCCACACGCUGCGCGCGUUUGGCAACGAGGACGAGGAAGACGAUCCCUGGUCUGCCAUUCCCUCUUCCACCUCGGUGACCGACCUUACGCGCGUGCAGCGACGACGCUUACUCGGUCGAGCGCUACUUCAGCUGCUGAUUCUGUUCGUAGUAUGCCUGGUUGGAUUGGGGGGUACGUUGUGGUUGGCGUUGCCGGUGAUCGCGCCGGAGGACAAGGCGAGUUUCAAGAUCCCGCGCAGCUUCGACGAUCUCAAGGCACUCAAUGCGGUGUUGCAGCACUACAAGACGGACCACUUUGCGCGUGUGCUGCUGUGCUGGGUGGUGGUGUACAUGUUCCUCCAGGCAUUCAGCAUCCCGGGAAGCAUGUACAUGUCCAUCCUGGCCGGAGCAUUGUUUGGCGUCCCAUUGGCUCUACCCCUCGUGUGCGUCAGUGUGGCAUCCGGCGCAACAAUCUGCUACUACAUCAGCAAAACCCUCGGUGUCGUCCUGGUCGCAUUGCCCAGUUGGAAGAAACGCGUGGAUGAUUGGAAGGAAAAAUUGGCCCAACAUAACGAUGCCAUGGUGUCGUAUCUGAUCGUGGUUAGGAUGAUGCCCCUCCCCCCGCAUAAUAUCGUCAACAUCAUGGCGCCCCACCUCGGGAUUGGAGUCGGCACGUUUUGGAUCUCGACGUGCGGAGGCAUCUUUGCCGUGUCGGUGAUCCACACUACGAUCGGCGAAAAGUUGGACCAGAUGACAUCGCCCGAUGACUUCCACCUCUUGUCCUGGCGCAACAUGCUGCUGCUCGUCGGUGUCGCCGCUGCAGUCCUGUUGCCAGUACUCAUCAAAAAGACCCAACAACCGCUCGAGGGUGAACCAUCCCGAGGACAGGUCUUCCUGGAACAAGACGACGAGCAAGAGGCGCGAUUGCCAGACAGCUUUAGGCGAAACCUCGUAGGGGCAAGCGAGAGCGACGACGAGCUGCCAAGACGUACGCUGGAUACGGGCGGAAUGCAAGAGGACGAGGCAUGGAGAGAUGCCGCCAUGCUCGAUGAUGACGACCUCGAUGCCGACGUCAUGGGCCGAUCGGGAUUCCGCGAUAGAGGCGCACAGCCACCACCGCCGCAGCAGCCACCGUCCCGGCUCAGCAAGUGGAUCGGUGCAUCCGGGCUCAAACUUUAA
This is a messenger RNA of Moesziomyces aphidis, 1242 nucleotides long. NCBI's taxonomy places the organism in Eukaryota, Fungi, Basidiomycota, Ustilaginomycetes, Ustilaginales, Ustilaginaceae. The record is from the annotation of a GenBank genome assembly.